Cinara cedri is the source of this 2291-nucleotide messenger RNA. Lineage: Eukaryota; Metazoa; Arthropoda; Insecta; Hemiptera; Aphididae. The record is from the annotation of a GenBank genome assembly.
AUGACCCAAUGUCGUGAAGGCACUUUUGCCGUGGUAAAAGUGGAUAUCACGGUGGGAAAGAGCCCGCGAGACAAAACCACAGAAGCGGUAUAAUAUGUGGUUGGCGGUUGGUAGAAUUGUAGGAUAGGUAUUAAAAUCCUAGGAAUGCGAGAUCGGUGGACAAUGGUGUUUAAGGUCGGGAGCUAUAGAGUAAUGCAUACACAGUGACGUUGGCGAAAACUCUAUAAGAGUUAUAGGCACAGAGGUCACUGAUGACCUAAGCGAUUACCAUAAUAUAUACCAACAGUAUACGUUAAGGGUUUUUUUCCUCAUGUCCCAGUAACACUUAAAAAUAUAAAUGCAGAAUAAACAGAGUGUAAAAAAUAAAUGUAUCAUCGUAGUAUUGUCCGGUGUAUUUUUUUACCGGAUGUUUGUUUUAAAACUUACACCGAGUGCUCAGAACACCAGCAAAUCGCAUGGGGUGUGCCGCUAGUGCGAACGACUAUGAAAAACUGAAAUUUAUUUUUUUAUGUUUUUUUUUUACUAGACCUUACGAGCUAUUUGGACUCUGCCAAAAUGCUUGUUCCCAUUCCGUUCCAAUUUUUUCUGCAAAUUCCACAACGAUGCCCCUUUAAUCUCCUUCACGGUAUUCUCAUUGGACUUUUUUCUAAGCUAUUUUUUUAGAAACGGUCGAGUUUGCACGAGUCAAUUCUAAUACUCGACUUGACAAAAAAAAAAAAAAAAAAAAAAACGAAAAAACUAGGUAUUAUAAAUAUCUUCAAACCCAAAUAUUUACGGUGAAAAUGCCGGUGUUUGAUGGUUUGAAUUUACAAAAUUAAAAUAUAAUACUAAAUUAUUACAUUAUCGACAUUAACGAUUACUGAGAGAAAUGUUUAGCAAUUGACCGAAUUUUGUUUGUUACUCGUAAACUCGACUGUUGAACUCCACUCGAGACCGUAACAUAGAAAUCGACUUCGCGCGACUCUACUAAUAUUUAUUUCCAUGAAUUGGAAUAAAUUCUCUCAUUCCGGUAUAAUAUUAUACGCCAUGAAAUCAGGUAAAUUAUAAUAAUGCUCGGUCGUCAUUCCUUCGACGUAGGUGUAAUAUUAAAAAAAAAAAAAAAAAAAAAGUCGAAUAUAGUUUAAUAGAAACACUAUUUUACAUACAGAAAACUGUAUAUGCGUAUUUUUAAAUUAUUUUAUUAUUUCGUAUUUCGUUUCAUUUUUUUCCCUUUUUUUUUUUUUUUUUUUUUUUAUUCAUAACGGAAUCGAAUGGUAUUAUUAUUAAAUAUUAACGCAGUCAACCGCGGUAUUCGAUUGCGAUAUAGGACGUAUUAUAAUGUUAUAAUAUUAUCGGUACAUUCAGGAAGGAAACCGAUUAAAACGUACAGGCAUUUUCGAUUCGAAUACCCACAAUCGGUAUUUUGCUAUUGCGACAAUAAUACACCAUAGGUAUAGCCCGUACCUAUAUUAAACCAAUUCGGUUUAUAUCCGAUUUGCAUGAUUGAAAUCGUCGUGUCUGAGUGCGUGUGCGCGCGCCGCGCUCACAACUCGACUCUCAAGGACCGCCUUUGUGACAAUAUAAUAUUAUAAUAUAUUAUAUUAGUAGGUCAAAAAUCACGUAAGCGUCUAUAAAAAUAGAUUGGUUUUGUUGAACAAUACGCUCUGAUGUUUUGUUUUGUUUUUUUCGGAUUUUUUUUUUUUCACUCCGUUGUUCAAUCACGACAGACGAUAUUGUUUAACGCGCCGAAAUCGUUUACAAUAUUUACAUAUGUAAUAUUAUUGUUAUUAUACACACACACACGUGCUCGCGAGGUGUACGAUUUAAUGUUAAGGCGCCGAAACUGAGGCAAAAAAAAAACCCAGCAGAGUCUCGCGUGCACUAUUGAAAAUUAGCACAAGGUCCGCCGACGCGACCGACCACGGAUUAUUAGUAAUAUCUUUGAUAACCAAACACACAUUAUACAUUGACGUUAUUAUUAUUAUUUUUUUUUGACAUUAUUAUAUUAUGUUAUCGUUCUUGUACGUAUUUUUUUUAUUUUUUUUUUUUUUUUUUUUUUAUAUUUACGCGGCCGGCACGCGUAAUUGACAAUAUAUACUCGUAUUAUAACGCCCGUAUAUAUAUAUAUAUAACAUAAUAUAAUAUCAUUAUUAUUCGGAGCGGGAUAAAUUAUUAUUGUUUUAUAGAAGGAACCGCGAAAAUUCAUCGGGGGACCGUGGGACGGCGAUGACGGCGAUGACGGCGAUGAUAACAUUAAGAAAGUAAUGUAUUACGUGAUUGGGCCCCGGUCCGAAACAGCUCUGGUUAACUAA